AUGCCUGAUGAAAUCAAUCUUUUCGUCUCGAAUGGCACAUGCUAUUCUGGGCCAUACCGCGAGGCGGACAAGGAGAUGCUACCCUGCGGCAACGAUGCCAACGACCAUGUCGCGUGUUGCCAAGCUGGUGACAAUUGCCUCAAGAGCAAUGUCUGCUUCAACAUUGCUUUUGGAGUCACAUACGUCGCAGGCUGUUCUGAUGUUACCUACCAGCACCCCACCUGCCCCUACAAGUUCGAGGACAUCGAAACGCCCUGGCUUGGCAUGGCCUACUGCAAUGGCACAAGCAAUGAGUGGGUGCUCUGCGACCAGAAGAAGAAACCGGCCACUCUCACCAAGCCCGAUCCAUGCUGGUGUCCAAAGGACGAGAACGAUCGGCACAAGAUGCUCUCCCAAUCUUCGAUCAUCCAGGGCACCGCAUCGCUGCCGACCAAUGUACUUGGGAGCAUCCAGUUCAGUGUGGGAUACUACCCAACGGUGAACCCGAAUCCAAAGACAACCACAACCACGGCAAGCCCCACCGCAUCGGACUCGUCCUCUACCCCAUCGAUCGCCUCUCCCGCCCCGACAGCAGCAGACACAACAACCAAGAGCACCCCGACUGACAACCCGGGCAAUGAGAGCAGCCUCAGCCCAAGCGCCCAGAUCGGCGCCAUCGCGGGAGGCGUAGCCGGCGCCCUGCUCAUUGCACUCCUGCUCGUGGCCUUCAUGUGCUUCCGCCGCCGCCAGCGCAAGCAGCAGCUGCAGAGGGAGGAGGAGGCGCGCGCCGUGGACGACUUCAUGCACGGCGAGACCAAGAGCGGCGCCGCCAGCGAGCCGGACCCCGUCAACCUCGGCAUCGCCGCCGGAGGAGUCCCGAGCCCCAGCACCGCGUCGAGCCCUGACACGCCCGCCCUCUCGGAGCUCGACUCCAAGGCCGCCAGGCCGUGGUCGCUCCGCUCCGAGCUUGAUAACAACUCGUCGGCGCGGAGCUCGUACAACACCGCCGGUGGUGGUCAGGGUGGCGCUGGUCACGCGAGGCCUCCGCCGAGCGAGUUGGCUGCUCACCCCAUUGCCGAGCUGCCUGGAUGA
Messenger RNA from Diaporthe citri, 1071 nucleotides. RefSeq lists its product as uncharacterized. The record is from RefSeq and is a predicted model, not a curated record. The coding region runs from base 1 to 1071 and encodes 356 amino acids. Lineage: Eukaryota; Fungi; Ascomycota; Sordariomycetes; Diaporthales; Diaporthaceae. The transcript is spliced from 2 exons.